Messenger RNA from Truncatella angustata, 961 nucleotides. Its product is annotated as short chain dehydrogenase. The record is from RefSeq and is a predicted model, not a curated record. The transcript has 3 exons. NCBI's taxonomy places the organism in Eukaryota, Fungi, Ascomycota, Sordariomycetes, Amphisphaeriales, Sporocadaceae. The coding region runs from base 130 to 900 and encodes 256 amino acids.
AAUGACCAUCCCCCCCUAUGAGUUCCCCAACCCUGCCUGUCGUAUGUACUGAUACCUGGUGUACUUGAUGUAGCUGAUGAACGUUCAACACUGAGGACGGCGGUCUGUAUGUAGGAGAGUCUUUUGAAUAUGGCUUCGAAAGCAAUCCCCGUUGUACUGGUCAGCGCUGGCAGUGCAGGCCUGGGCGCGGCCACCGCACGGCUUUUCUGCAAGAACGGGUACCGGGUUGUCGUGAACUACAGCAGUAAUGCCGAGCGGGCUGAUAGGCUGCUGCUCGAGUUCAAGACCCUCACAACGCUACCGCCGACAGAGCAUGGCAGUGCGUUUGCCGCGAUCCAAGCUGAUCUGACGAAGCGCGAAGAUAUCAAGCGACUAGUCGACGAAUCUGUCCACAGGAUGGGCCGAUUGGAUGUGGUAUUUUCUAACGGCGGAUGGACUAGAAUUAGAGAUAUGACGAGUAUUGACGAUAAUGUGCUUGAGGAUGAUUGGGACAGAUGUUUCAACAUGAACGUCAAAUCGCAUCUAUGGUUGAUGCACGCAGCUCGGGAGCAUCUCGAUGAGGCAGAGGGGACUUUUGUCACCACAGCGUCUGUAGCCGGCGUCAACCACAGCGGCAGCUCCUUGGCUUAUUCAGUCACCAAGGCGGCCCAGAUUCAUCUAGUGAAGGGGUUGGCUCAAAUGGCAGCUCCCAGGGUCAGGGUAAACAGUGUUUCCCCUGGAUUGCUACUUACGGAAUGGAGUGAUCAGUUUUCUGAUGAGGCGAAGGAGGCGUACGCACAAAGGACGAAGCUGAAGCGUCUGCCUACGGUCGAUGAUGUUGCGGAACAGGUCCUCACAUUCGCCAAGAGUCGAAGUCAGACGGGCACGAAUGCCAUUGUCGAUUCUGGAUACAGCUUAUAACGAGCAUCGCGAUUUGGAUGAUAGCAAAUAGAUAACCAGAUGUGCUUAUUCUCUUGAAACC